This is a messenger RNA of Spodoptera littoralis (African cotton leafworm), 1545 nucleotides long. Lineage: Eukaryota; Metazoa; Arthropoda; Insecta; Lepidoptera; Noctuidae. The record is from the annotation of a GenBank genome assembly.
AUGCCUCCGUUGUUUGUUCGCUACUUAAAAUACGUUGUUGCAACGUUUUUAAUAAAAGGUGCAGUGUGUUGUGAUGAAGAAUACAGACUGGUUCGUCACCUCAUGACGAGAUACGAUGCCUCCGUCAGACCCGUGGAAAACUCCUCGCAACCUCUCCUCGUCACAUUUGGAGUGUCCCUGCAUCAUAUUAUCGAUGUGGAAGAAAAAGACCAGCUCCUGACGACAAAUUGCUGGAUCACACAGAUCUGGACAGACUACCAUCUGAGGUGGAACACCAGCGACUUUGACGGCAUCGGAGUCAUCAGAAUACCGUAUGAAAGGGUCUGGAGACCCGACAUCAUACUUUAUAACAAUGCGGAUCCAAACUAUCGGUCAGCGGUGAUCAACACCAACGUGAUAGUGAAACACACGGGAGAAGUCACGUGGUUGAGCCAUGGGAUCUAUGUGUCUGUGUGUGACAUCAACGUCGAGCAGUUCCCGUUCGAUGUCCAGCUGUGCACCAUGAAGUGGGCGUCUUGGACGUAUGAUGGAUUUCAGCUGGAUUUGAAGAAGCAAUUUGACGAAGGGGACACAACGAAUUACCAGACGAACGGUGAGUUCGACCUGGUGAGCUUUGAGGCCAUUCGCCAUGACCAAUACUACUCCUGCUGUGUGGAACCCUACCCUGACAUCACAUACAUCAUCAAAUUGAGGAGAAGACCCAUGUUCUAUGUCUUCAAUCUUAUUCUUCCCUGUCUCCUCAUCAAUGGUAUUGCACUUCUUGUGUUUUACGUGCCGUCGGAGUCAGGUGAAAAAGUGACCCUGGGCAUAAGUGCACUUCUAUCUAUGACCGUCUUCUUGAUGACUAUAAGGGACACGUUGCCACCUACAGAGAAAACCCCACUUAUUAGUUUGUAUUAUGGAGUUAGUACGUGUUUAGUGUCAUUCUCGGCUUCUCUAUCAGUCGUCACGCUCAAUAUAUCUUACAGAGGAGUGAGAGGGCAGCCGGUGCCGGCGGUGCUGCGCGAGCUGGUGCUGCAGCGGCUCGCGCGGCUGCUCUUCAUCAACCUUGACACUGACGGUGCAAAGGGUGACGCCGGCACGGUGACAUCAGCUGGGAUGCAGGUGAACCCGCGCACAGGCUCCAGGCUCAAGGCAGAGGUGCGCUGCGAUGGAGCCCCACUCACACCUGCCUCACCACGCUUCGCCCGCCACAACCACAACCAUUUAGGUGGGACACAAGCAAAUAUGGCGCCUGUGCCAGGAGGUGGCGCGGGUGGCGGCGCAGCGAACACGCCAGUGGAGACGGGCUGCGUAAACGCAUGUCCACGGUGCGCGUGUUGCGGUUGCACGCUGCGCGAAGCUGCGGCCCGUCACGAACAGCGAGUCGCCGCCAACGAACGAUUGGAACGUGCUAAUUUGGAGUGGAAACAGGUGGCAGUGGUAGCGGACCGGGCACUCCUAGCUGUCUUCGUGCUCGUCACAGCAAUAUCCACAGCGGCCAUCUUGUUACCACAGUUGAACAACUUGCACGUCGGCAACACGCCUCUUAAACCUCCCAUUUAG